AUCAUAAACAAAACCCACCAUCACACCUUCAUCUACAAUCAAACUCCGAUUACCGUCAUGACCACCACAAACCACCGUGACACACCACCAUCUCUCUCACCGGACGACAUAAUCCGACUAGCACAAUACCACACCACCGCCCCACUCCACCCAUUCCUCCUCUCCCCAACUUCUCACCAAACCCUCAUCUCACACCUCCACACUCUCUCUCCGGCCACCGUCUCCCAAUACACCUCCUCUCUCCUCUCUCUCCUCUCACCAUCUCCCUCUCUCUCAUCCCUAAUCACCCCUCUCAUAAUCUCCUACAUCAAUCUCUUCAAUUCCCACAAAAUCCCACACGAUCGCCACUCGUUUAAAACCCUACAACUAUUCAGUUCACAUCUCGAUAACAUCCCAAUCACUGACUUACAAUUAGUUUCUGAAUCUAUCGUUAAUGGUUUCCCCCAAAUUAAUUCCGACCCAGAUGAAGCCCAGCUUCUAGACUUACUCCCCAAGUGUUUACACACUGUAUUUAACUCCGACGAGAUCGAUAAACCCCGCGAUACGGUCAAUGCGGUGUUCGAUCGGGUCUUGGAGUUUAACUGGUCGGGUGUUUUGUUGGUGAAGCUUGUUUCGAUUAUUCGGGAGUUUCAGUUUAUUGAUAAGGUGAGGGUUAGAAGGUUUGUAGCUAAGGUGUUCGAUGAAAUGCAUCGGGUCGAACUGCAGGAUUUGCCGUUAUUGGUUUAUCAGUUGCUGGUUUUGGCGUCGAAGGGGGUUAAUAAGAGGGAGGUGAUUGAGGGUAUUAUUGUGUUUUUUGGAGGUAAAGCGGGUUUGGAAAAGGGUGGUUCGACUAUUGUUAGGGAGGUUGAAGGGACGGUUUUGUUGCAUGUUAAUUUUGCGGUGAAGCAGGAUCCGUCGUUGGGGCAAGAAGUGUUGGGGCUUGUGAGGUCGGAUGUUUUGGUGAUUGAUCAUUUUGUUGUGGGGUUGUUGUUGUCGAUUGCUAGAAUUAGGAGGUAUGGUGAAAACGUGAUGGGAACGCUGAAAACGGCUUUGAGUACUUCUUAUAAGGAUUACAAGUUUUCUAGGCAUUGUAAAUGGCUACCUGAUGGCUUAAAGAAAGAGUAUCUACAGAACGCCAUUUCAACUGAGGCAGCCGUUUUAAGAGCUGUUAACGAGAGCAAUUACGGAAGAGAGCAUAUUGUUCCUAGCAUAGUGCAGUUGGGCUUUGUGUUGCUGGAGUCGGUGGAAGAGAUGAGCCAUCAAGAACUUGACAAUACUGGUCUUAUGGGUUCUCAAGAGUUGGGCCUUCAGAUGCUAAAAAGUUUAUUUGAGGUUCAUGACAUGGCAAGAAAUGAGAUAAUUGAGCAAUGUAAAUUCCGAAUUCUUUCUCUUAAGCCAGAGCAAAGUGUAGCUAUCGUAAGAUUACUUGGUAACCUAGUGAAGAACUACCCACAUCCAAUAUUAGAAUAUAUUUCACAUUUGAAAGAAUUGUUAGAUUAUUUCGGUUUCAUGCAAAGCAAAGUUGUUUCCCAUCUGAUUGACGUUUUAUUACCGCUCAUUAAGUUCAGUCACAACCUUCAGGACUACAUCAUCUUAGUAGUGCGAAAGGCUAUGUUUAGACAAGAAGAUCAAGUUCGAUUAGCUGCAGCUGGAGCGAUUAUAAAUCUAACUAUUGCAGAAAGACAGUUUAAACAAAAUAAACCGUGUUUUUAUCAGGAAUCGUCAAGCCAAGCUAGUAGUAGUCAAGUUCAUGAAGGACCACCUGUAAUAAGCAAUGAUCUGUUCAAAGAACUUAGUGGUUUGCUGCAACGUUGUCUCUACCAACAGGCCAAAGUGAAAGAAGUUGUAUACAGGGGACUUUUAAAGCUUGUGUUGGUUGACCCGUUGACUGCAGGGGAGGUUUUUGAUUUUCUCUUGCCUCAUUUUCUGAAGUUUUAUAAAGAAGAUGGUCAACUUGACAUAGUUCAGUGUGUUAAAACAGAUAACGGCAAAAUUUGCGUAGUAGAACCACUAGAUGAUCUCUUAUCUUGUGUUUCGUGGAUUCUUUUACUUCAGCCACAAGCAAAAUCUGAUGUUCGUUCAGAUUCAUGGGCUUCUUUUGGUUUCUCACUCACACAAGAUACCGAGCAGCAGGCACAAGGAACAAAUUCUGGUGAGACGUUUUCCAGUGCUUUAUCAACAAUUCGUAAGCUUCUAAGAGAUGGAAAUUUGGAAGGAUUAGUUGGUCAAACAAAGGAUGCGGGCCUCACAAGCCAACAAGAAGAGAGAUACAAAUAUAGCGGUUUGAUUUUAUCAGGUGUUAUCAAGGUGAUGUUGAAUACCGUUGCUACCGAAUUGGAAAAGGCAGUUGACGAUAAAAAGACUGAAUUGGAGAACGAAUUUUCUGAUCUCGUUGAUCUAUACGUUUCAUCGGAGAAAAAUGUCGCUAAUAGUACACAAAGUGACAGCACUAGAAAAGGGACAACACAGUCUACUGCUAUUGAUCCGACAUAUAAAAACGAAUCCGACAACACAAAGUGUAUAAAAGAAAAAGCUCCUGUGUUGGCAACUUCUAGCAUUUAUCAGUUGUUUAAAACAUCGUUUGAGUUAUACAAACACGACGCAACAAAGAGUAAACUCUUGAAUUUUGUCUUAAACGCCAUCCUUUUCCAGAUAAAAUCUUUUGCUUAUGUGGCAAAAGAUGAUCCGUUGAAGGGUUUGAUUUAUGGAGAUAUUAAGGUUCUAGGACCACCCUUGUUGAAACUGAUUUGGUUGCUCAUGAAAAAGGAAGCCAAGGGUAAAAAGGACAAUGGAGAUAUAAAGGGUCUGUUUUUAUUAGCUCUAAUGUGUUUGAAGGAAUUGGUAAUAGUGAAUUCUCAUAGUGGUGAAGAGAUUAGAGAAAUCGAAGAAAUGCUGUUGGAUUCUGUAGGUGAAGAUGUUAGUGAUUCGGAAUGUGAUCAUGAAUAUCAAGUGAAUGGGAUCGAUGAUCAAAGGGAAAAGCUCUUGGUUACGAAGUUUGUGAAACCGUUGUUCUCUAAGCUUCUUCAUGCAAAGUUCUUUCAUGAAGUUGAGAUCUUGUGUGACAUUGCAAAAAUGAUAUGGAGUAACAUUCUUGGAAGCUGGGCUAUACAUAUAUGUAAAAGCAAUAAUAUAGCAAAUCCGAAGAUUGCAAAAAGUGUCGUCACCUUAGCACUAUCAUGCACUCAGGCUCCAAAUGAUUUGAUUGUUGCUCAAGAAAUGGCAAUGGAGCUAGCAAAAACAAUGAUAUCUCCAUCAGAGAAAUCUGAAAUUUAUGCUAUCAUAAACCGUUCAACAGAAAGUGCUAUAGCAACCGGACUUUUGCAGUUAGUUGAAUCAGUUAUUGCUGACAUGGACCGGCUCAGCAUGAAGUUGAAGACAUGCUUAGUAGGUGCUUAUAAAGAUGGAAAACACAACCCGUAUUUCACUUUAGAAGAGACUUUGUACCAGAGGGCUGAAGCUGUCGUUGAGUUGUUAUCUUCUUUUGUUGUGAUGAACCUCAAGGAUUCACAAGCGGAACAUUUACUAAAACUGGCGGCAAAGUUUUAUAAAAACUUAGCUAGGAUAUCAAAGUUCCAUAUCGCGCCUAAAGGUUGCAAACAGAUCUUACCCAGCCUUAAGUGCCAGAAGCUUGUGGAAGUUACUUGCACGCGUCUAACUGCCCCCUUGUACGUGUUUGUGGGAUCCUUGCAGCAGAAUCAAAAGGAGAGCAAAGCAAGUAAAGGAUUGAUAAACAAGAUAAAACGAGAGAAUCGAUGCAUCCCAGAUUUGAUAUUUCAGAUAGAAGACUACGAGAAGUAUCUGAUUCUACUUAGCAAAGCUACCAAAAUCAACUUGUUAAGGCACGCAAAGCGCAGCACCGCCAGAGAUUUUCGAAUUACCGAGCCACAAAACGUUCCCCAACAAGAAAACGGGCCUAACCAGGAACCGUUACUUGACCCACAAGAUAUUACCCAUCAAGAAGACGUGCCUAACGAGGAGCCCCGUAUGGAUAAUGACUCCACGCCUCAAAAUGAUUUGGUACAAGACUCUGAUGAUAAUGCUGAAGCAGAUGCAUUGUUGUCACCUGAAACAGUUGCACCAUUUGCUGCAGAUGAUGCUGAAGCAGAUGUAUUGUCACCUGAAACAGUUACACCAUUGGCUGCAGAUGGUUCCGAGUCUUGUAGUGACGAUGAAAAUAUAAUUCGUAAUUCAAAGCGAAGUCGAAUUGUUUAUGAUUCGGAUGAUGAGGCAUAAAUGUUAUUUGUAUAGGAUCUUUGAUGGUUGUUAAGUUUAAUAAUUUGUUAUCAA
Messenger RNA from Helianthus annuus (common sunflower), 4266 nucleotides. Its product is annotated as Fanconi anemia group I protein. The transcript has 13 exons. Gene Ontology annotation, molecular function: DNA polymerase binding. Gene Ontology annotation, biological process: DNA repair. The record is from RefSeq and is a predicted model, not a curated record. Bases 58 to 4212 code for a protein of 1384 amino acids. Lineage: Eukaryota; Viridiplantae; Streptophyta; Magnoliopsida; Asterales; Asteraceae.